Molecule: messenger RNA, 441 nt
Organism: Hevea brasiliensis (rubber tree)
Lineage: Eukaryota; Viridiplantae; Streptophyta; Magnoliopsida; Malpighiales; Euphorbiaceae
Exons: 3
Coding region: 1-441 (146 amino acids)
Source: RefSeq, a predicted model, not a curated record
AUGUUUUAUGCUGUUAUUGAUGUGCUUGAGUUGAUUAUGGAAAAUUCUAAGUCUGAACAGAAAGCUAAAGCAUCCAAUCUCCUUGAUUCACUAAAAUCUUUUGAUGUUGCAUUUAGCCUUCAUUUGAUGAGAAAUAUUCUAGGAAUCACUUAUGAACUGUCACAAGCUUUGCAAAGAAAAGAUCAAGAUAUUGUGAAUGCUAUGACAUUGGUCAAAAUAUCUAAACAAUGGUUGCAUCUAUUACAGCUUGUUGCUCUUGAUAAUCAAUUGGAGACAUAUAUUCUUGAUACGAAGUCCAAUGCUGAGUUUUCAAAUUUGACAGCAAUUAGCAAUCUUGCUGAGAAAAAUGUUAAAGACAAAAAGGAAUCUUCUGUCGAGAGAGCAUUUUCUGCUAUGAAGAUUGUGAAGAAUCAAUUGCGCAAUCGAAUGGGAGAUCAAUAG